AUGGCUUUACCGUCAGAGGGUAACGACCUUUGGCCUGGCGCAAAGUCUCGAUUCGAUGAUUUCCAGGGUAUGCACAUUUACAUGACGCAGAAGGUGCAUUUCAACGGUCCAUUCCUCCCAUGGCAUCGUUGGAUGCUUUACCUGUACGAGUCCGAGCUACGCAACAAAUGCUCAUACGACGGCGCACUUCCUUACUGGGAUGUUAGCCUAGACAACACUGCCGAAACCUUCGUCAACUCGCCUGUAUUUGACAAUCUUUACGGCGUCGGAGGCAAUGGACCAUACAUCGAAGACGUAAGCGAUAAAGACGAGUUUCCGGUUCAAAAGCCGAUCACGAUCCCUGGCAGAAGCGGCGGUGGCUGCAUCAUGGAGGGACCUUUCGCUAAUCAUACCGUCCCCAUGGGCCUUGGAUUAUCUGUUACCUCAACACCCCACUGCCUGCGCCGCGAUUUCAGUCUACCUAUCAUCACGAGCGCUCUUAGCGAUGAGGUCGUCGACAAGACUCUCUCAGCAGCCACAUUUUCCGACUUCAACCUGGCAAUUCAGGGGUAUAGCAUGCAGGUCAGCGGCAUGACUUUGCAUGCUGGCUUGCACAUUGGCAUUGGCGGUGCAGUUGGCGAUUGUGCUGAUAUGUACUCUUCCCCCGGAGAUCCCGUCUUCUACUUCAUCCAUGGCGCUUUGGAUAAGGUUUGGAAUGACUGGCAGCGUAGAGACUGGCCUGCGCGCAAGACGGACAUCGGCGGCCCGGACGUGAUAUUUGGCUAUCCGUUCAACUACACCACAAAUCCCGCCUACGAGAAUAUCACUCUGCAGUAUCCCUUGUCUUACCCUAAUUUCGGCAAGGACAUGAUUGUUGCUGAUAUGAUGGACAUUCACGGAGGUCCUUUCUGCUACGAGUACAAAUGA
Messenger RNA from Colletotrichum fioriniae, 906 nucleotides. The record is from RefSeq and is a predicted model, not a curated record. NCBI's taxonomy places the organism in Eukaryota, Fungi, Ascomycota, Sordariomycetes, Glomerellales, Glomerellaceae.